AUGUCUCGGAGUUCUGCGAUCGUCUUAGCGCUGUGCGCAAUGGCCGCGGUUUGCAUGCUGCCAGUUUCAAAUGCACAAGUACUGUCGCAGUAUGAUGGUGGUGCAGUAAGCGAGAGUCAGGGCUGGGACGCGUUGGGUGGCCUGUACGCACUGCUGGCCCAACACGACGCGUUGGACGGACACGCACUGGCGCGUAAGUCCGUGCGCUCACCCUCGCGCCGUCUUCGCUUCGGCCGUCGCUCCGAUCCUGAAAUGCCCGCUCAGGCUCCGAUUGACGAGAUGGAAGAGCUUGUUAUGCGGGACGUACGCACGCCUGUCCGCCUCCGCUUCGGACGCAGGUCUGACGAGCGUGCCGUUCCCCACAUCUUUCCCCAGGAGGACCAGGAUCGUUCUGUGCGUGCUCCGUCUAUGCGUCUUCGAUUCGGCCGUCGCUCUGACAACAACAUGUUCUUGCUGCCCCUUGAAUCUACUCUGCCUAAGGAAGUGAAAGCCAGCGGCUCUGCGGAAGAUGACAGACAACAGAACUAA
This is a messenger RNA of Parnassius mnemosyne (clouded apollo), 528 nucleotides long. NCBI's taxonomy places the organism in Eukaryota, Metazoa, Arthropoda, Insecta, Lepidoptera, Papilionidae. The record is from the annotation of a GenBank genome assembly.